AUGGUAAUAACAAGACAGGGAGAACAUGUUUGGCUGGAAUUAACUAAUGGUUCUGAUAACAAAGUGCCAAUUGGAGCAGUAGUGAAAGACUCUCGCAAUGCAGAGACUUUGCUUGUGGAUGACGAUGGCAAGGAACACUGGAUCACUGCCCGCAAUGUUAAUAAUGUGCGCCCCAUGCACCCCAGCUCUGCACGGGGAGUUGAAGACAUGAUCAGACUUGGAGAUCUCAAUGAAGCUGGAAUUGUCCACAACCUGCACGUCCGUUACAAAGAGAACAACAUAUAUACUUACACCGGUGCAAUAUUGGUGGCUGUGAAUCCAUAUUCAGAACUCCCAUUAUAUGAAACAGAACAGAUCCAGAUGUACAGAAACCGUCGUAUUGGUGAACUUCCUCCUCAUAUCUUCGCUCUUGCUGACACAUGCUUCUUCAAUAUGCAGAAGAAUAAUGCUAACCAGUGCUGUGUUAUCAGUGGAGAGUCUGGAGCUGGGAAGACAGAGAGCACCAAGCUAAUGUUACAGUUUUUGGCUUCAGCCAGCGGACAACACUCCUGGAUUGAGCAACAGAUCCUUGAAGCUAAUCCUAUUAUGGAAGCUUUUGGAAAUUCCAAGACCAUCCGUAAUGACAAUUCCAGUAGAUUUGGCAAAUAUAUCGAAAUCCACUUCAAUAAAGAUCAUGCCAUUGAGGGAGCUCGAAUUGAGCAAUUUCUGUUGGAGAAGUCACGCGUGUGUCGGCAGUCUCCAGGAGAAAGAAACUAUCACAUAUUUUAUUGCAUGUUGAUGGGGAUGAGUCAAGAACAAAAGAAACAGCUAAAUCUGGGAAGCCCAUCAGAUUACAACUACUUAACCAUGGGUAACUGCAUAACCUGCGAGGGACGUAAUGACACCACAGCCUAUGCUCAGGUUCGGUCUGCUAUGAAGAUCCUCCUGUUCUCUGAGAAAGAACAAAAUGAAAUUAACAAUCUGCUGGCAGCGAUACUUCAUCUGGGCAACCUGGAAUUUCAAGGUGCAAUGUAUGGGAACCUUGACUGUUGUGAUGUUUGUGAUUCUAUUCACCUGUCCACGGUAGCAAAUCUGCUUGAGGUAGACUAUGGAGAGUUAACUGGCAGCCUUACCAAGCAUUCUAUUAUCAUCCGCGGUGAAAGUGUGUCCAAACCGCUAAACUGUUCUCAGGCCUCUGACGGCAGAGAUGCCUUUAUGAAGGGCAUCUAUGGCAGGAUGUUUAUGUGGAUAGUACAUCAAAUAAAUAGUGCUAUCUUCACACCUGCUCCUGAAGAACUGGAAAAUGAACGCCGGUCCAUUGGUCUCCUUGACAUUUUUGGGUUUGAACAUUUUAAUACUAACAGAUUUGAGCAGUUAUGCAUUAACUUUGCUAAUGAGCACCUUCAGCAGUUUUUUGUGCAACAUAUAUUCAAACUUGAGCAAGCAGAAUAUAAUGCAGAGAAGAUCCAGUGGCAUCACAUUGAAUUCGCCGAUAACCAGCGCACUUUAGAUAUGAUUGCCCUCCGUCCCAUGAACAUCAUUUCACUCAUUGAUGAGGAAAGCAAGUUUCCCCAGGGAACGGAUGCCACCAUGUUGGUUAAACUUAAUAAAAUUCAUAGCAAAAACAACACAUACAUCCCUUCCAGAAGUGAUCAUGAUACCAAGUUUGGAAUCAACCAUUUUGCAGGGAUUGUGUAUUACGAGACAGAAGGUUUUCUGGACAAAAACCGAGAUUUACUAAGCACAGACCUUCUACUUCUGGUUCAUUCUUCCAAUAACAUGUUCCUAAAGCAGGUGUUCCAAGUGGAAAAAAACUCAAACUCCUCCACGCAUGGGACUAUACGUAAUGCAGGUCCUAACUAUACGCUCAAGGUUUCAGAUACAAAUAAGUCUUUACCAACACUAGGUGGGCAGUUCAAGCAAUCCCUGGAGCAGUUGAUGAAAAUCCUGAGUAACUGCCAGCCUUACUUUAUCCGUUGUAUCAAACCUAAUGAUUAUAAGAAACCGCUGCUGUUUGAUCGGGAACUUUGUAUACGUCAGCUGAAGUACUCUGGAAUGAUGGAAACUAUAAGAAUCCGUAAGGCAGGAUAUCCAAUCAGAUACAACUUCUUAGAAUUCUCACAACGGUAUAGAGUUCUGUUACCAACUAAAUUUGCUAAUCGCAGCAAGGAAGACCAUCUAGCUUGCUCUAUUGGUAUAUUAGAAGCUAUAAUUGGAAAAGAUGGUGAAUGGAAAGUUGGAAAAACUAAAUUAUUCUUAAAGGACAUUCAUGACACCAAACUUGAGGUGGAACGUGAAAAAGCUCUGGUGUCUAAAGCUGUUCUCAUCCAGAAGGUGCUACGGGGGUAUAAAUACAGACAAUCUUUUCUACGUCAGAGAAAAGCAGCAGUAAAAAUUCAAGCAGCCUGGAGGGGAUACAAUGGCCGGAAGACAUAUCAGAAGAUGCAACAUGGUUUCCAGAGAAUGCAGGCAAUUGUGCGAGGCCAACAGAUCCGUCUGCAGUACCAGAAAACCAGAGUGAUCAUUAUCCAUCUACAGGCACUGAGCAGGGGAUAUGUUGUGCGAAAGAGGCUGGCAGACCAGAAGAAGGCUGUGCUAGUGUUGCAAAAGUAUGCCAGGGGUAUGCUAGCCCGGAACUCAUACUGGAAAACGAAGACAAAAAAUAACCUGAGUCUAAAGGAAAGGGCGGAUGAAGAGAAGCACAGGACAAUGCAGAAAGCCUUACUAAAGCAACAAGAGAAAGAAAAUUUGGAGAUUGUGGAAAAAGUAUUUGGCUUUUUACCGGUUAUGGUCCUUGAUGAAAUAGAUUUGGAUGCACUGCCACUUGAACCAGAAAAAGAAGAUGAUAACCUGUCAGAGUUCACCUUUCCCAAAUUUGCUGCUACUUAUUUCCAGGGCUCUGCAACACAUACUCACAUCCGUAAGCCACUACACCAGCCUCUGCUCUACCACGAAGACCAAAGCGAUGUUCUAGCUUCAUUGGCAGUGUGGAAGAUUAUUCUUCGUUUUACAGGAGAGCUUGCUGAACCAACGCUAUAUGCUCGAAGUUCCAGCAGCCAAAGUAGCUCUGUAAUAACACAAAUAUAUGACACCCUAACCAGAAAAAACAAGAAACAGCAAGAUAUAAAGGACAGCCUGCAGAGGGCCAACAGAAACUCAAAAAGCAACAAAGAAAUUUCAUCUAUGAAACUGAAAAAAUCUUCAAAACUAACCGGACAGGUUGCCAGCCAAAUAAGCAGUGGGCAGGAUACCCUACAAGAAGAUAUUUCUCUUAAUGAUAAGCCUAUGUCGAACCUGGAGAAAGUGCAUUUUAUUGUUGGUAAUGGAAUCCUGCGUCCUGAAAUUAGGGAUGAGAUAUACUGCCAAAUCUGUAAGCAACUAUCUGGCAAUGAAAACAGGGUCAGCUUUGCCCGUGGCUGGAUUCUUUUGUCACUCUGUCUGGGCUGCUUCCCACCAACAGACAAGUUUCUCAAGUACCUGAUGAAUUUUAUUGGAAGUUCAAAGCUGGCACACAAAACGGUCUGUUUGAAGCAGCUGAAACGAACCCUGGCUAAUGGAGUCAGAUCUGAGCCUCCCAGCUGGAUGGAAAUGCAGGCCUUGAAGGGUGUGGCAGCUAUGGAUGUGACUGUUGGUACUGUUACAGGUCAGAGUCUUAAUUUCAAUGCUGACUCUGCCACCACAGCCCGAGAGAUGUGCAAAGCCAUAGCCCAGAAACUACAGCUGAAAGAUGCUUUUGGCUUCUCACUUUACAUUUCCAUAUAUGACAAGGUCUGGUCAUUGGGCAGUGGGGUAGAGCACUUAAUGGAUGGCAUAUCACAGUGUGAGCAGUUGGCCAAGGAUCAGGGGGAGCAGGAGAAACAUGCUCCUUGGCGUCUGUUUUUCCGUAAAGAGAUCUUCACUCCUUGGCAUGACCCCACAGAAGAUCCUGUCAGCACAGAGCUUAUCUACAACCAAGUUAUUCGAGGGCUGCGUUUUGGGGAGUAUCGUUGUGAGAAAGAAGAUGACCUUGUAGAGUUGAUGGCGAAACACUAUUACAUUAAAUUUGGAGCGCAGAUUAAAGAUGAAACCGUGGAACGUGUUAUACAGGACUGUAUUCCUGCAAAACAGCUUGAGAAUAAACCUAUUUCUUAUUGGGACAACAUGCUUAAAGCAAAGCAAGCCAAGGCGCAAUACAUUGAAGAUCAGCAUCCAGCUUUGAAAGUGAAAGAGUCUAUUGUAGAGUAUUCUCGACUGCAGUGGGCUAUUUUGUUUUCAAAAUUCUUUGAAGCCUCAAAAUUUUCAGGUCCUAGCAUAAGCAGGAGAAAUUUCAUUGUUGCAGUAUACUGGAAGGGAGUUAGCCUCCUAGAUGAGAGAGAGAAAAAGCUGCUUGAUUUAACAUUUCCUGAACUAAUUGGUAUACGUACAAAGAGGGCUGAUAAGUCAUUUGGCCAGUGCUGUGUUUUAAACACACUACGAGGAGAGGAAUUUGUCCUGACCUCACAGCACAGUGAAGAAAUAUCUCACCUGCUUCUCCACUUCUUGGAUGAACUGAAGAAAAGAUCACCAUAUGCAGUGGCUCUGCAGGACAGCUCCAGAAGCUUUGAGCAAUUACCAACUCAGAGGAAGAAAGAACAAACAGAUGAACCAGACCUUCUCAGCUUCCGCAAGGGAGACUUGUUGCUUCUGAAAAAAAAUCCAGAACUUCAGUUUGGACAAAAUUGGAUCUAUGCUGAGAAUGAGAGAACAGCGAAGAGUGGUGCUGUGCCACUGCAUGCAAUUCAUAUUAUUCCGAUUCUCAACAAACCUACAAAUGAGUUGCUGAGACUUAUAGCGAUGUCUCCAGAGCAGCGAAAAUCAGAGUUCAUGAAUUCUUUCCUGGAUGGAUUUGACAAGGAGGAAGAAGUGAAACCAUACACUUUGGAGGAAUUCUCAUUACAGUACUUCAGGCCUCCAGACCCUGAGUCUGUAUCCAGGGCGGUAAUGCAGAGAUCGGGAAAGCUACAUCUGUGGGCUUAUUCCAGAGAGCCACUGAGGCAGCCACUGCUCAGGAAGGUGUGUGACAUGUCAGAUCUACGCGACUAUGCAAGCCAGGCUUUCAAUGCUAUCAUGAAGUACAUGGGGGAUUAUCCUUCAAAACAGUCAUGCUCUCCAGUUGAGUUUACUGAUCAGAUCUUCUCAGGGCCAGUACAUGACGAAUCCCUACGGGAUGAGAUUUACUGCCAGAUCUUGAAGCAGAUGACAGAGACACAAAACAGUUAUAGCGUCAACAGUGGGUGGCAGUUGCUCUGGCUCUGCACUGGCUUGUUCCCUCCCAGUAAAGUGUUAUUGGUCCAUGUACAGAAAUUCAUUGAGAGUCGACGAAAAGAACCAUUGGCCAAGGAGUGUAAUCUAAGGAUUCGAAAAGUGUUACAACACGGGGUAAGGAAACAACCACCUCACCUUUUUGAAGUUGAAGCCAUACAGCAGAUGAACACCAAGAUCUACCACAAGUUUUACUUUCCAAAUUGAAACAGAAGAGGUAUGAAUACCACUGUAAUGGCAUUCGAAGUGGGAACAAACAGCAGAGUGCGGGAAGUGUGUCCAAAACAUUUCACCAAACUACAGCUUAGCUCCUGGGACGGUUUCAGCAUAUUCAUGAAGAUAGCAGACAAGGUGAUCAGUCUGAAUGAGCAAGAUUAUUUCUAUGAUGCCCUGAGGCAUAUGAAUGAUUGGAUCAGGAAGAGUCGACCAUCAUCAGGUGCACCAGUUUUUAUCAGCUUCCAGCUGUAUUUUAUGCGGAAGCUAUGGGUGAACGUUCCACCAGGGAAGGAUAUCAAGGCAGAUUGUAUCUUCCAUUAUCACCAGGAGCUCCCCAAAUACAUGCGUGGCUAUCACCUAUGCUCUGUGGAGGAUGCUGUUUAUUUAGCUGGGCUGAUAUACAAAGUACAGCACGAUAAUGAUCGCACCCAAUUUGCCACCAUCAACAAGACCCUACGAGAAUUUGUACCUGAGUAUCUACUGCGCCUAAGUACACCAGAGGAAUGGAAGAAGAACAUCAUUGCUUCUUAUACCAAACACGCAAAUAAAACUGUAGAUGAUGCAAAAGUUGCUUUCCUGAAGCAUAUCAGUCGCUGGCAGACGUUUGGUUCAGCUUUCUUUGAAGUCAAACAAACUUCUGAUGCUGGUUUCCCUGACAUUGUGCUCAUAGCAAUCAACAAAUAUGGAGUGUCUAUUUAUCAUCCAAAGACAAAGGUACUGUUGGUCAAACAUCCCUACAACAAAAUCUCUCGAUGGAACAGUGGGAACACAUAUUUUCAAAUGACAACUGGGAACCUUGUACGAGACAAUAAAAUCCUCUGUGAAACCUCUCUGGGGUAUAAAAUGGAUGACUUAAUGACUUCUUACGUCAAAGACCUCAUGUUGAAACAUCAAAAAUUGGCCUGAACUUCAGUACUGGAUAAUUAUUUAUCUUUCAAUGAUUAUUAAGUUUGCUCUUAUUUUAAUGACAUUACAUCAAACUACCCGUUCCUCUCAAUAUCAGAGUACAGCUUGAUUCACUCAAAACUGCAGAGCAUUUGUCCAUCAACCACAGAAGAAAUCUGCAGAGCAUGACACUUAUCACUACUGCAAAGCACCUUUGUCAUUACACUUCUAAGAAUAUGCCGCACAAUUCUCUGGAAUCAAAGCCUUGCUAUGCUUUUGCAGCUUAUUAUUACUUUAUUAUGUUGUACCCAAGUAUCUUCUGGACAUCUUUGUUGCUAGAAACCAGCAAAUCAUCUUUAACUCACAUAGAUAUAAACCUGCAAAUAUUUGUCACUUCUCAAAAUCUAUAUCUUCAUGGUGUUCUCCUUCAAUGAAAGAACCCCUCUAUCACUUCAUUGUGGGAGGUCUAAAUAAUCACUGCAGUAGAUCUGUCCCUCAAAUCCUAUUGCUCUGCGGAGUAUCACUUUUCAUUAUUUCUCUGAAUUCACAGACUACUUCUGUGCCUCUGUCAUAUUUCCUUUGAAUGCACCAGCAGUUUU
Molecule: messenger RNA, 6959 nt
Organism: Bombina bombina (fire-bellied toad)
Lineage: Eukaryota; Metazoa; Chordata; Amphibia; Anura; Bombinatoridae
Gene: MYO7B
Product: myosin VIIB
Cellular component (GO): cytoskeleton; myosin complex
Molecular function (GO): protein binding; cytoskeletal motor activity; ATP binding
Source: RefSeq, a predicted model, not a curated record